AUGGCGCAGAAGCCCCUGUUCAAGGGCAAGAAGAAGACGGCUGCCACGAAGCCGCUGGCCGCGAAGAAGUCCAAGCCGCCGUCCAAGCACGGCAAAGUUGGCGCGCAGACAAAGCGAGGGACGGUGUUCCGGGCCCCGAAGACCGAUGCGGCCAGGAAGGCGUUUGAGGCGGACCAGCUCGUGCGGAAAUUCGUGAACAAGAAGAACGAGAACACCGCUGCGGCGUAUGCGUCCGCGCACGGCGGCAAGCUCGACGUGGUGAAGCCGCCGGACGACAGCUUCAAGCUCGGGAAGAAGAAGAACAAGACGCUCGGCGACCUCCGGAGAGCGAUGGCGAAGGACGCGGGCCCAUCCCAAGGCAUACCUGCCAAGGCAACGCAGUAG
This is a messenger RNA of Pedinophyceae sp. YPF-701, 384 nucleotides long. NCBI's taxonomy places the organism in Eukaryota, Viridiplantae, Chlorophyta, Pedinophyceae. The record is from the annotation of a GenBank genome assembly.